This is a messenger RNA of Onychomys torridus (southern grasshopper mouse), 2843 nucleotides long. RefSeq names its product amyloid beta precursor protein binding family B member 1 interacting protein (gene Apbb1ip). Gene Ontology annotation, cellular component: cytosol; plasma membrane. Gene Ontology annotation, biological process: signal transduction. The coding region runs from base 540 to 2528 and encodes 662 amino acids. The transcript has 14 exons. The record is from RefSeq and is a predicted model, not a curated record. NCBI's taxonomy places the organism in Eukaryota, Metazoa, Chordata, Mammalia, Rodentia, Cricetidae.
UGUGUUGACCUUGUCAGGAGCAUCCCAGCUCCUAACUGCCCAUCGGAGUUAAAGCCAGUGAGCUCUCCUGAAGGGAGUUUCUCAGCUGGCCUGAGACUUUUCGGUCAUUAAGCCCUCAGACUAGCAUUAAUUUUAGUCCUUAUCUUACAGAGUACACAAAGACCCACAAGGAUGUGAGAAGGAGCGGCUUUCCCUAACCUUAGGGCCGGAAGUGUUUUUUCUUCAAGGUGGGGCACAGGGGAUGGGGAAAACAGUCCAGACUUGCUAAACUUGCGGAGUUCCAGAGGCGGGGCUUUGAGUCCGUCUCCUCUCUAGGGCUCUGCAAGCACGUCGGUGCAAAGCCUCGAGUCUGCGCAGGGAGGGCAGGACGCACAGCACUUCCUCCCCGAGCCCGCUUCCUCGCCUCCAGGCGGGCCCAGCCCAGAGGCGACGACGAGCGCGCAUCUGCGCUCAGCUCAGCCCAGUGCACUUCGGAGCAGCCCAGCGCAUCUCGGCGUCCCCCGGUGCAUCUCAGCGCAGCACCCUCUUCAGCCGUCAAGAUGGGUGAAUCAAAUGAAGACAUAGACCAGAUGUUCAGCACUUUGCUGGGGGAAAUGGAUCUCUUGACCCAGAGUUUAGGAGUGGACACUCUUCCUCCUCCCGACACCAAGCCACCCCGAGAAGAGUUUAACUACAGUGUGGGAUUUAAGGAUUUAAAUGAGUCCUUAAAUGCACUGGAGGACCAAGAUUUAGAUGCUCUCAUGGCAGACUUGGUAGCAGAUAUAAGUGAAGCCGAGCAGAGAACCAUCCAGGCUCAGAAAGAGUCCUCUCAGAAUCAGCAUCACUCAGCACUUCUGGGGGCGUCAGACGGCCGGGGUGCAGCCUCACUUGGUUAUGGAGCAAGUGCUCCUGCAGCUGGUAUUAGCCACUAUGAGGAUGCUCUACCACCUCCACCGGCAGAACCCAUGUUAGACCUCCCACCGCCCCCACCUCCCCCUGAACCUCUCUCUAAAGAAGAAGAAGAAGCCCUAGCAAAGGCCGAUAAAAUCAAAUUAGCACUGGAAAAACUGAAGGAAGCCAAGGUUAAGAAGCUUGUGGUCAAAGUGCACAUGGAUGAUAACAGUACCAAGUCACUGAUGGUGGAUGAGCGACAGUUGGCUCGGGAUGUUCUGGACAACCUUUUUGAAAAAACCCAUUGUGACUGCAAUGUGGACUGGUGUCUUUAUGAAAUAUAUCCCGAAUUGCAAAUUGAGAGAAUAUUUGAAGACCAUGAAAACGUUGUUGAAGUCUUAUCAGACUGGACAAGAGACACAGAAAACAAAGUAUUGUUUUUGGAGAAAGAGGAAAAAUAUGCUGUGUUUAAAAAUCCUCAGAAUUUCUACUUGGAUAACAAAGGGAAAAAAGAAAACAAGGAAACCAGUGAGAAAAUGAAUGCUAGAAACAAAGAAUCCUUACUUGAGGAAAGUUUCUGUGGCACAUCCAUCAUCGUACCAGAACUUGAAGGAGCUCUUUAUUUGAAAGAAGAUGGGAAGAAAUCCUGGAAACGGCGCUACUUUCUUCUGAGGGCUUCUGGAAUUUACUACGUUCCCAAAGGAAAGACAAAGACAUCCCGAGAUCUGGCGUGUUUUAUACAGUUUGAAAAUGUUAACAUUUACUAUGGGAUUCAGCAUAAACUGAAAUACAAAGCACCCACUGACCACUGCUUCGUUCUAAAGCAUCCUCAAAUCCAGAAGGAAUCCCAGUAUAUCAAAUAUCUCUGCUGUGAUGAUACAAGAACUCUCAGACAGUGGGUUAUGGGAAUAAGGAUCGCCAAGUAUGGGAAGACCCUCUAUGAUAACUAUCAGCGGGCUGUAGCAAGAGCUGGACUUGCCUCUCGGUGGACGAACUUGGGGACUGCUGGCGCAGCAACACCAGCCCAGGCUACCACAGGACUUAAAACAGGCACCAGCCAGCCCAAUGGUCAGAUUCCCAAGGCUGUACCUUCUGCUGGUGCUGUUCUCCAAGAGGCCCGGACACAAGUUGAAACAACUAAGGAGGAGAAGCAAGGCUUGGGCAACCACUACCCAGGAGCAACCAGGGAGAAUAAAGGCCUCAAGUCCAGCCUGCCACCGCCCCCUCCAGUAAGACGAUCUUCGGACACCUGUGGCAGCCCCGCCCUCCCACCCAAGUCCAAAGGUCCUGGCAGCUGCACCUUCCCCACCCAGCCUGAGGACUUCCUGCCACCGCCUCCACCGCCACCCCCGGAGGAAGAUAGCGACAGCGAGCUACCUCCUCCGCCUCCGGCCUUCCGAGAGGAGCCACCGGACUUCUUGCCACCUCCCCCACCGGCUGCGCCUGUUGAAGGCUCUGCAUUGCCACCACCGCCACCACCCCCGCCCUGCCUCUCCCAGGAGACAACCAAGUCAUCUCCAAUGCCCCCCAAAAGGCCCCCAGUGCCCCCCAAGAGGAAUGAGAACCAAGGACUCCCCGGUGCAGCCGGGAGCGGCGAGCAAGAUUUCAUGUCAGACCUCAUGAAAGCUUUGCAAAAGAAAAGAGGCAACGCGCCCUAGGGAUAUCUGAUAGUUUCUAAUUCCAUCCAUGUUUUGUACUCUAUUGUCGUGGCAUCUUGUUCAUUUUAGAAAAUGUUUUCCGACUAGAAAGCAUGUAAAACUCUUCACUGUUGUAAAUACUGUGCUCAUCCAUUAAGGUAGCAGAGGGUUUCGGACUAACUACAUACAUCCAAGCACACACAUGUACAUCCUGUGUGUUUUCACCUGAGUGGAUUUCAUCUUGCAGCCCAGGCUCACUGAAAUGAUAUUCCAGGUCCAUUUUAUUGUAUUCAGAAGGCUCAAAUUUCUAAAAUUAAAGUUUAUCUGAAAAGAGUA